Messenger RNA from Wyeomyia smithii (pitcher-plant mosquito), 682 nucleotides. Its product is annotated as cytochrome c oxidase subunit 2-like. Gene Ontology annotation, cellular component: membrane. Gene Ontology annotation, biological process: ATP synthesis coupled electron transport. Gene Ontology annotation, molecular function: cytochrome-c oxidase activity; copper ion binding. Lineage: Eukaryota; Metazoa; Arthropoda; Insecta; Diptera; Culicidae. The record is from RefSeq and is a predicted model, not a curated record.
AUGGCAACAUGAUCAAAUAUAGGACUACAAAAUAGAUUAUCACCUUUAAUAGAACAAUUAAAUUUUUUUCAUGAUCAUACUAUUCUUAUUUUAAUUAUAAUUACAACUUUAAUUACAUAUAUUAUAUUUAUAUUAUUUUUUAAUAAAUUUACUAAUCGUUAUUUAUUACAUGGACAAACAAUUGAAAUUAUUUGAACAGUUCUGCCAGCAAUUAUUCUUAUAUUUAUUGCCUUUCCUUCUCUUCGAUUAUUAUAUUUAUUAGAUGAAAUUAAUUCUCCUUUAAUUACUUUAAAAACUAUUGGUCAUCAAUGAUAUUGAAGUUAUGAAUAUUCUAAUUUUAUAAAUUUAGAAUUUGAUUCUUAUAUAAUUCCUACUAAUACUCUUGAAAAUAAUGGAUUUCGAUUAUUAGAUGUAGACAAUCGAAUUAUUCUUCCUUACAAUAAUCAAAUUCGAAUUUUAGUAACAGCAACUGAUGUUCUUCAUUCUUGAACUAUUCCUUCUCUUGGAAUUAAAAUUGAUGCUACUCCUGGUCUUAAUCAAACUAAUUUUUUUAUAAAUCAACCAGGUCUUUUUUUUGGUCAAUGUUCAGAAAUCUGUGGAGCAAAUCAUAGAUUUAUACCUAUUGUUAUCGAAAGAAUUCCUAUAAAUUAUUUCAUUAAAUGAAUUUCUUCUCAAAUUAAUU